This is a messenger RNA of Plasmopara halstedii, 1278 nucleotides long. Its product is annotated as Ribonuclease H-like domain. The transcript is spliced from 5 exons. The record is from RefSeq and is a predicted model, not a curated record. Bases 1 to 1278 code for a protein of 425 amino acids. NCBI's taxonomy places the organism in Eukaryota, Oomycota, Peronosporomycetes, Peronosporales, Peronosporaceae.
AUGUCGAUGCCAAGUUUCCCGUAUCCAAACUGGCCAGACGACUUACCAGUGCUAUCAGACCCAGCCCAAGAUGAGAACGAUGGCGGUUCACAACCAGACGAUAUGGUGGGUGAGGAGGACGAGAACAGUGUUGCGUUGACAUCGAAGAAGGUCUUAGAGCUUUUGGAGAAAGAUGGGCUGCUGACCCGGGCGCCCCCUACAAGUUUUACCAGUCCGGGAUGCAAGGAUACCAUGACAGAUCUCUUUGGGGAUGAAACGGCAUUCUGUGUCUGCACUCGGUGUUCUAAAACCGUUGUACGUUUUCGUAACACAAACCGAAUACGUCAGCGUACUCUUGACGAAUUUUCAACUGUGGCCCCGGAUCGUUCGACAAAGCGCCGAGUGACAGAGGGGUGUGUUCGCGUUUGCGUCAAUGACGGCCGUCCGUAUCAGUCUUUUGCUUCCGAAUCGAUAAAGACACUGUUCGAAAUCCUUCUUGACAUUGGUAAGCGCAUGAAGGCACGACUGAUUUUGGACGGGCAAUACGGCUUAAUGCCUCAUCCCACGACGCUUUCAAGAAAUAUUGUGAAGAUCCACAAACUCGCGCAGAUAGACCUCGCUGCGCUGUUACGGACUCUGUUGCUGGUUCCGAACGAAAGUAUGGCAGGUGCGCUGACUGCCGACUUGUGGGGAGAAAAAUACUCUCGACUGCACUACUUAGGGCUGACAGUGCACUACGUUGAGGAAUUUGUUCUAAAGACUGCAAUUGAUGUCCGCUGGAACAGCCAUUUGUCGAUGCUGGAGAGCAUAUUGCGCAAUCGCAUCGUUAUUGAGGCGUUACUUCACUCUCAAGACGAUGAGGAGCGCAUUGCAUUGCUUGAGCAGCUCAACCAGAGAGUUACGCGGAGCACGUCGUGGGACUAUGUGCUGGCGCUGGUGUCGAUCAUGGGGAUGUUCAACAGAGUAAUUGACUUGCUGCAGAGUCGUGACCGCCCGACUCUGCAUCUUGUCUUCUACUUUAAGUUCCAACUGCCCCAAAUGCUUGAUGAUAUUAAGUUUGCACCUGCGGCAAUGAAGCACAAUAUGCGCGCGGUUGCGUACCUUUUGCAUCCGCUUUCCGAGGUGGUGGCAGCCGACCAGGAUGGCGUAAGUGCAGUGACGCUGGCUCACAUGGGGAAUAUGGCUGCGGCAUUUCCCAAUCUGCUGCACCAAAAGACGGAGACCGGGCUGGAUGAGGCGGCCAUGGAAGGUGUGCGACUGCCAUCGUUCAUAACGUUUGUGCCACCGGCCGGCACUUGA